AUGGACCUCAACUGCUCCUGCGCCACUGCAGCUGAGUCCUGCACUUAUGCCAGCUCCUGCAAAUGCAAAGAGUGCAAAUGCACCUCUUGCAAGAAGAACUGCUGCUCCUGCUACCCUGUGGGCUGUGCCAAGUGCGCCCAAGGUUGCAUCUGCAAAGGGGCAUCGGACAAGUGUAGCUGCUGUGCCUGAUGCCAGGACAGCCCUGCUCACAGAUGUA
Messenger RNA from Symphalangus syndactylus (siamang), 217 nucleotides. RefSeq names its product metallothionein-2-like. The record is from RefSeq and is a predicted model, not a curated record. Gene Ontology annotation, cellular component: nucleus; cytoplasm. Gene Ontology annotation, molecular function: metal ion binding. Gene Ontology annotation, biological process: detoxification of copper ion; intracellular zinc ion homeostasis; cellular response to zinc ion. NCBI's taxonomy places the organism in Eukaryota, Metazoa, Chordata, Mammalia, Primates, Hylobatidae.